Drosophila eugracilis is the source of this 937-nucleotide messenger RNA. RefSeq names its product syntaxin-8. The record is from RefSeq and is a predicted model, not a curated record. Gene Ontology annotation, molecular function: SNAP receptor activity; SNARE binding. Bases 115 to 813 code for a protein of 232 amino acids. The transcript is spliced from 2 exons. Gene Ontology annotation, cellular component: endomembrane system; SNARE complex. NCBI's taxonomy places the organism in Eukaryota, Metazoa, Arthropoda, Insecta, Diptera, Drosophilidae. Gene Ontology annotation, biological process: vesicle fusion; intracellular protein transport.
CCCUAUCGCCAGCAGGAAUCAGCUGUUGCUGUGCUAAUGUUUUUGUUGUGUGCUUUCCUUGAGGCGUAGUUUUUGUUUAUUGAUAACUACAUUACUCAUAGAUAAACCGGGAAAAUGGCGCUGGUGGAUCAUGAUUCUUGGGAUAUUGAGUAUGAGGGUUGCGAGCGACUGCGCCACCAGCUGCUGGUGCACCUCAAUCAGCGUCAACAGCCUAGUACGAGGGCUAGCCAGUAUGUCCAAUUGACGAGCAGCAUAAAGUCAGGACUGGAGCAGUUGGCCAAGGACAUGAAGCAUUUAAAGGUUGUGCUGGACAACGCUAUUACCUGGGAAACGAGCCCGGAGGAAGAGCUGCAGCAAAGGCGUAUCGAUUAUGACCGACUCAACUCGCAGCUGCGUGAGAUCCGCGAGAAAUUCGCCAAUAGCACGCGCUCGAAUGACCAGACCACCACCGCUUCUGGAUCUGCUUGGCAGGAUCAAGACCUAGUUCCGAGUCAAAGCAGUUCUUCCACCGCAUUGGAUGUGGAGGCCUUGAAGCAGCGAAAGAUUGAGAUGCUAGAACAACAGAACCAAGGUCUGGAAGUUCUAUCAGCCACAUUAUCUAGGCAACGACAACUGGCCACCCAACUGGGCAACGAAGUGGAGGACCAGAACAACAUCCUGGAUAAUCUGGCCAAUGCUAUGGAUCGCGUGGAGACGGGAGUGCAGAGAGAAACCCAAAGUAUUGGACAGGUCAACCGCCGGGAUAGCACCUGGGGCUACUGGCUGGUCAUCAUCGCAUUGUUUGUGGCCAUAAUCAUCGUGGUUUUCGUUUAGUGAUGUAUUCCAGUUGUUACGCUACUGCUUUAUAUUUAUGACCUGCGUGGAGGAAUGUCUAUCUGUCGUUAAUCCAAAGUUUCAUUAUUUAUGUAUACACGAAUUAAAGUAGGAUUUAUAAGUA